CGAUAUGUCUUCUUACAUGUGGACGUGGUUGUCCUCGCACCAACGGCGAUGAAGCCUUCGUCUGCGCAGGGAAUCAAAGCGGCGGACGGCUUCCUCCACCGGUGGCUGCCCCCGCUGCUCUUUGUGGGGGUUGUCGCCCUUUCGGUCACCCUCCUCUACCGCGCCACCGCGCCUGUGGUUUUCGUUUCCUCGACCUCCCGCCGAGUCGAUUUCAUCCAUGCUUAUCCUGUCGUCCCGAAGCAGCAGCUGGCGGCGUCCGUUCCGCCUCCGAGUUUAUAUCCCCCGCCGGAGCUGCAGUAUGAACCGGCGAGCUCUGCUCCUGCUGUUCCGCAGGAUGCGACAGAAAGCCAGGAAAUGAGGUUGGAGAGGGUCCUGAAAGCGGCUGCUACCGCGGACAACGCGGUGAUAAUAACCUCCUUGAAUGCGUUCUGGUCCACGCCCGGAUCUGUACUGGACGUGUUCCUGGAGAGCUUCCGCAUCGGGAACGGGACAAGAGAGCUGCUGAACCACCUGGUCAUCGUCGCCGUGGACGACAAGGCAUACGAGCGGUGCGUCGCCGUGCACCGACACUGCUUAGACUUCAAGGUCGAGGGGGUAGACUUCUCCGCCGAGAAGGUGUUCAACUCGCCCGAAUACUUAGACAUGAUGUGGGCGCGGCUCGAUUUCCUGCGCCUGGUGCUGGAGAAAGGCUUCGACUUCGUCUUCUCGGAUGUAGAUAUAAUGUGGUUCAGAAAUCCAUUCCCCUAUUUCUAUUCAGAUGGAGACUUCCAGAUAUCCUGUGACCGAUUCAAGGGUGAUCCUACCGAUCUAAAGAACUCGCCAAACAAUGGAUUCAAUUAUGCAAGAUCCAACAACAGAACCAUAGAAUUUUUCAAAUAUUGGUACUCCUCGCGUGCCAGAUUUCCUGGUGUUCAUGAGCAGAAUGUACUUAACAUUAUCAAGUUCGACCAACAUAUCCGAGACAUAGGUGUGAAAUUAAGAUUCCUCAGCACAGAGCGCUUUGGAGGGUUCUGUGAGCCAAGUAGAAACUUCAAUAAGGUCUGCACGAUGCACGCAAACUGCUGCAUUGGCUUGCGCAGAAAGAUUAAUGAUCUAAGAGCAAUGCUUGAUGAUUGGAGGAACUUCACAUCUCUGCCACCUGAUGUAAGGAUAUCUAGCAAUUUCAAAUGGAGUGUACCUCAAACUUGUAGAAUACCACCAGGUUUCUUCAGUAAGAAGGAAAAAACCCCUCAAGUUUAAGAUUAUGUUGAUAGCAUUCCUUCUCCUAUCAUCUCCAGGAGAUAAAAGUAAAAGAAAAAACAAGAAGCAUUCGAUAUGGCAAUCUUUUCCUACAUGAAUACUACAACAAUCAGACUUUGGAAUCAGGAGAUUUGUAAGAUCAUCUGAGUUAUGUGUUGUUCAUCAUAUUGACAACUGGAGAUGCUGAUGCCAAAUAUUUCUGUAUCCUUUGCCCAUGUUCUGUCUCGUUAUUUGCAGACAUAAUAUUAUUUAUUCAUUAUUGUUA
This is a messenger RNA of Zingiber officinale, 1504 nucleotides long. RefSeq lists its product as uncharacterized. The transcript has 4 exons. The record is from RefSeq and is a predicted model, not a curated record. Bases 49 to 1239 code for a protein of 396 amino acids. Lineage: Eukaryota; Viridiplantae; Streptophyta; Magnoliopsida; Zingiberales; Zingiberaceae.